This is a messenger RNA of Coregonus clupeaformis (lake whitefish), 1720 nucleotides long. It is a transcript of the gene nars2, whose product is annotated as asparaginyl-tRNA synthetase 2, mitochondrial. Gene Ontology annotation, molecular function: ATP binding; asparagine-tRNA ligase activity; nucleic acid binding. Gene Ontology annotation, cellular component: mitochondrion. The coding region runs from base 212 to 1642 and encodes 476 amino acids. The transcript has 14 exons. The record is from RefSeq and is a predicted model, not a curated record. Gene Ontology annotation, biological process: asparaginyl-tRNA aminoacylation. Lineage: Eukaryota; Metazoa; Chordata; Actinopteri; Salmoniformes; Salmonidae.
UCAACCACCCAAACCGGAAGUGAGCUUCAGGCAGGAAGGACGGGGACAACGUGAAUGUCAACUAACGUUGUACGCACCGAAAUGUUACAGGCAAAAUGAAGAAAAUCCUCUUCAGCAUUUUUAGUAAUUGUAACUACAUAAUAUAUAAUCUAGCGUCUGUAACUAAACUAUUUAUUUGUUAAACGUUGCAGUUUAGAGGCGUGUAGUAACAAUGUUGCGAGCUAACGUGUUGUGGUUGACUGAAGCAUGUCGACAUUACUGCCAGAAGACACCCAGAAAGCUCCGAAUAUGCGAAGCAAUCUCAAGUUUAGAAGUGGGAACAAAAAUCAAAGUGCAGGGCUGGGUUCGCUCUGUGAGACCCCAGAAGGAGAAUCUGUUCCUCCAUGUGAAUGACGGGAGCUCCCUUCAGUCUCUACAAGUAGUGGCCAGCUCAGAGCUCAACCACAGACUGCUGACGUUCGGGAGUGCCGUGGAGAUCUCGGGAAGCCUGCUCAAGAGUCCCAGCCGUAAGCAGGAGGUGGAACUACAUGCUGAUCAGAUCGAUGUGGUUGGAGAUUGUAACCCUGUGGACUUUCCCUUUAAGAUCAAGGAGAAGCAUGGCCUGGAAUACAUCCGUCAGUUUCCUCACCUGAGGUGUCGAACCAACGCCUUCAGUUCCCUGCUGAGAAUACGAAGCGAAGCCACCACAGCUAUACAUGAAUAUUUCAAGGAGAAGGGCUUUAUUCAGAUCCACACCCCAGUCCUCACCUCUAAUGACUGUGAAGGGGCAGGGGAGCUCUUCCAGGUGGAGCCUGCAGGUCAGCAGAAGAACCGGGACGAGGAGGGGCACCAACACUUCUUCUCCGUCCCAGCGUACCUGACUGUCUCUGGGCAGCUGCACCUGGAGGUCAUGGCUGGGGCGUUUCCUGGAGUGUACACUUUCGGACCAACGUUCCGAGCAGAGCACUCCCAGAGCAGACGUCACCUGGCUGAGUUCUACAUGGUGGAGGCAGAGGUCCCCUUCACACAGUCACUGGAGGAUCUUAUGAAGGUGAUGGAAGACUUGUUCAGGUCUACAACAGGACAUCUCCUCGCUCAGUGUCCUGAAGAUGUGGCUUUAUGUCACAAACAGGUGUCACCUGGACACAGGGACAAUGUGGAUCUAAUGAUGAAGAAGAGUUUUAAUGUGAUAACCUACACAGAAGCCAUAAACAUCCUAAACAGCAGCUCCAAGACAUUUGCUUUCAAAACAGAUUGGGGCUGUGACCUGCAGACAGAGCAUGAGAAGUACCUGGUGAAACAUUGUGGCGAUCUUCCUCUCUUCGUCACUGAUUACCCCUAUGCCCUGAAGCCCUUCUAUGCACGAGACAACCUGGACCAACCUCUACACACGGCAGCAGCAGUAGACCUAUUGGUACCGGGAGUAGGAGAGAUGUGUGGAGGCUCUCUGAGAGAGGAGAGACUGGACCUGCUGAAGGCACGACUACGACAGGCUGGUUUGGAUGAGACAUACGGAUGGUAUUUGGAUCUGAGGCGGUUUGGCUCUGUCCCUCACGGUGGGUUUGGGAUGGGCUUUGAGCGCUACCUGCAGUGUGUUUUGGGGGUUGACAACAUCAAAGACGUUAUUCCAUUCCCCAGAUACUCCCGCUCCUGCCUUCUGUAAACCAUACACUGAGUAUACCAAACAUUAAGAACAGCUUCCUAAUAUUGAGUUGCAUCCUUUUUUGCCCUCACAACAGCC